GGUGACUGCGCGCAAGGCUGCUUGAAUUCUCCAGGUGCCGGCUAACAGACAAACAGCAGCUGAGCGCAUGCAUCCACGCGUUUAUUGCUAUACAGAUUCUUGUAGUAAUCUCUGUUAGUACCGGCUUAUCUUGCGCUCAGUGGAUUCGUUGAAGUGAGAAGGAACACUUUUAAUCUUAUUAUGUAAAUGCAAUCAUGGCUUUAGCGCAUCAGUGGUUCAUACAGUGGUCGUCGCCUGCCGGUUUGCUCGCGGAUAUUAGCACUCGGUACGAGGACAUAAACAAUUGGAAAAGCGCGAAACCCAAUGUAGCUUGGGAAGUUACGCUCCAAAACAGUGGUGUUAAUUAUGACAGAAAUUAUGUGCGCGAUGACCUGGCGUAUGAAAAACAAAUCGAUGGCGGAUUUGAAAAGGCGAGAUCUUUCAAAUCUAGCGAAGCGUCCAGACUGAUGCUAUGGCUGACGAUGCUCGGUACGGCGCGGGCGCAGGCGGUCCCAGCCGACAUAGAAACACCGCCGUUCAGCACGCUGUAUAAAUGGAAACAUAUCGAUUUCGAAUUUCCUUCUCCUCAGCAACGGAGCCAAGCUAUCGCUAAUGAGCAAUACAUACCUGAGAAUGUCCUACCUCUGGGUCUGGAAGUAUGGGGCUCCCGAAUAUGGGUGACGUUGCCCAGUUGGAGACGCGGUGUGCCCGCCACUCUAGCUACAAUACCACGGGACGGUGGUCUGACGUCACCACCGUUACGACCCUAUCCCGACUGGUCUUACCACAGGGCAUAUAGUAAAGAUGACAACUGCUCAAGUCUCACUUCAGUAUUUCGUGUGAAUGCUGAUUCCUGUGGAAGACUGUGGGUCCUCGACUCCGGCCAGAUUGAUGCACAAGACCAACCGAUACAAAAAUGUCCUCCCAGCAUUUUUGUAUUCGAUUUAAAUACAGAUACGGUUAUAAACCGAUUUAUAAUUCCUCGGCAAUACGUUUUGCAAGAUUCUUUAUAUUCAAAUAUCAUAGUUGAUACUCGGACCGCCGACUGCUCAGAUCUACAUCUUUAUAUAGCUGACACUUGGCGUUUCGGACUUUUAGUUUUUCGAGAAAAAGAUGCUCAAUUUUGGCGUUUUUCUCAUCACUUAUUUUAUCCUGAUCCGUUAGCAUCUAAUUAUACUGUUCACGGUGUUAAUUUUCAAUGGCCGGACGGAAUUUUUGGUUUGUCAUUGAGUCCGAUCACACCUUACCAAGAACGAGUACUAUUCUUUCAUUCGUUAUCCAGUUACAGAGAAUUUUAUGUAUUGACAAAAAUAAUAAGAGAUCCCACGAGACUAAACAAUAGUACCUCAGAAUUCAAUAUCGUUGGCGACAGUAGAGGUUUCAAAGGCCAAUCAUCAGCAUCAGCUGUUGAUAGAAACGGUGUCAUGUAUUAUGGGUUAGUUUCACAAGAUAGCAUCGGUUGUUGGGAUACCACUAAACCGCAUAGAAAGAAUACUAUCGGAGUGGUAGCGAGACACUCGGAGACACUUGUGUUUCCUAAUGACAUAAAAGUGGAUCAAGAUGAACAGCAAAGCGUGUGGGUGAUAUCUAACAAAUUGCCGCUGUUUCAAGCUAGGCGUUUGAAUCCAAACGACUAUAAUUACCGAAUAUUGUUUGCGGAUACGAAAGAAGCAGUUAGGGGAACUAUUUGCGAUCCUGAAAUGCGUAUACUAUUUUAAAGUUCCUUGCCAUAAAGUAAAGUUAAUUAGACACUAGGCUACAUUUUGAACCAAUUUUAUUUAUUGUUUACCUUACAUGCCAUGCUAAUGGAAUUGUC
Messenger RNA from Chilo suppressalis (striped riceborer), 1795 nucleotides. The record is from the annotation of a GenBank genome assembly. NCBI's taxonomy places the organism in Eukaryota, Metazoa, Arthropoda, Insecta, Lepidoptera, Crambidae.